Macrosteles quadrilineatus (aster leafhopper) is the source of this 1145-nucleotide messenger RNA. Its product is annotated as octopamine receptor beta-2R-like. Gene Ontology annotation, molecular function: G protein-coupled receptor activity. Gene Ontology annotation, biological process: G protein-coupled receptor signaling pathway. The record is from RefSeq and is a predicted model, not a curated record. The coding region runs from base 69 to 1145 and encodes 358 amino acids. Lineage: Eukaryota; Metazoa; Arthropoda; Insecta; Hemiptera; Cicadellidae. The transcript has 5 exons. Gene Ontology annotation, cellular component: membrane.
CUACUAGCGAGUCUGUGCUGCUGUGAAAGUGAUAGUGUUGCAAGCCAAUACAUCGUAUAACAUUACACAUGGAUGACGGAUGCUCACAAGAAUGGCAACAGUCGCGCUGGGAAGCAAUAGAAACCUUGAAUGAAACAGGCAACGCAUCAGUCUCAAACGCAUCCGUUCAUUCCGUCAUCCCCUUGAAGACCUCCAUAGUCAUAACUACGACCUCUUUCCUCAUAUUGUUCUGCGUUGUGUCCUUGGCCGUCAACAUUGUCAUCAUCAGCUCCGCGUGUUUCGUCCGCAAUAAGAUCCUUCCUACUCUCUACAUCAGUUUGAGUCUCGCAGGCGCUGACACAUUCAGUCUCUUCCUUUACGCUCUUGGUCUAGUUCUCUUCACCCUUCUCCCUAGAGGCUUUGGUGUGGUGUUCAACACACCAUGUUUCUUUCUCCUUGUCGAGACACUACGGAUGGGGGCGAUCCUGACGACAAUUUUCCACCUAGCGGCGCUGGCUGGAAACCACUACAUGGGGAUUUUGAAACCCCUGAAAUACCCGGUGUAUAUGACCAGACGGAAUGUGCGCUGUGUGGCGAUUCUUCUGUGGACCAUUCCCUCUGCUUUGUUACUCAUCAAGGUUUUCUAUAUUGAAAACACGCUUGGAGAACCAUGCACGGCUGAUUUUCUAAUAACGAAGGAGUUUCGGAUGACUUUCGCAAUACCACUCUUUACAACCCUUGGACUCAUGAUGUUUAUAUACUGUCACAUAUAUGCAUUGGUUGAAAAAAGGAAAAAGACAAACCACAUCAAGCUAUGCUCAAAGCCUGGAAGUGUGAAUCGCAGACAUCAACGCAACCAAAGUAGCAACUCCAUAACUAGAAGUCAGGUAAACAAGAAGGCCAUUGUGACCACACUGAUGAUUCUAGGCUCCGUCAUCUUUGGCUGGGUCCCUGCGUUCGCGUACUUCGUGCUCUUCUGCAAGGAUUGUUUAUUUUGUGAAUACUGGAAACUUGGAACGCUCAAGGAGCACAUCAUCCUCGUUAUCAUUAACUUCCUUAUGAUUUCGAAAACUGCCACAAACAGUUACGUUUACGCUUGCCGUAUGAAAGAACUGAAGCUGGCUUUAAAGGGAAUGAGGAAGCAAUCGUUGAAAAUGGCUCGGUGA